This is a messenger RNA of Salvelinus namaycush (lake trout), 1432 nucleotides long. It is a transcript of the gene hoga1, whose product is annotated as 4-hydroxy-2-oxoglutarate aldolase 1. Gene Ontology annotation, molecular function: N-acetylneuraminate lyase activity; 4-hydroxy-tetrahydrodipicolinate synthase activity. The coding region runs from base 154 to 1161 and encodes 335 amino acids. NCBI's taxonomy places the organism in Eukaryota, Metazoa, Chordata, Actinopteri, Salmoniformes, Salmonidae. Gene Ontology annotation, biological process: N-acetylneuraminate catabolic process. The transcript is spliced from 8 exons. The record is from RefSeq and is a predicted model, not a curated record.
CGAGUUGGGCCUCUCUUUACCUCUUCCUCUCUGCCAAAACUGAAGCAAGCCUGCGCUGCUGCCUAACCAGCUUGAAAGUUGCCUAGGUCCUACACCCCACUGAAAUGCAAAUAUUUUAUUCACCGCCAAAAUACAGCCGUUCCAGUUGACACAAUGUUCGGUGUGAAAACUCUCCGAACUGUCGGUCCAGCAGUGUGUAGACGUGGUGCCUCUGUGCUGUGGAAGCCAACUAAGACCCAGAGCCGACCCCAAAGCGCGGCGGCGGGACAGAGAGUGGACAUCGGGGGGAUCUACCCGCCCAUAGCCACUCCGUUCACUCAGAAAGAGGACGUGGACUAUCACAAACUGGAUGAAAACCUGCAGAAGUAUGCAAAGAUUCCUUUCAAAGGUCUGGUGGUGCAGGGCUCUAAUGGAGAGUACCCGUACCUGACGGAUGAGGAGAGGGUAGAGGUGGUGAGGAGGGUCAGACUGGCGCUGCCCACAGACAAACUGGUCAUGGCAGGAUCCGGAUGUGAAUCCACCAAAGGUACGGUAGUGAUGACCGAGAGGAUGGCGGGGGCGGGGGCAGACCUGGUUCUUGUGGUAACGCCAUGCUUCUACAAGGGCAAGAUGGACAGCAGGGCGCUGGUUCACCACUUCACACAGGUGGCUGACAGUAGUCCAGUACCAGUAGUUCUGUACAGUGUCCCGGCUAACACAGGUCUUGACCUUCCUGUUGAUGCUGUGGUGAGACUGGCCCAACACCCUAACAUACUGGGACUCAAGGACAGCGGAGGAGACAUCACCAGGAUCGCUCUGAUCGUUCACAAAACGAAGCCGCAGGAUUUUCAGGUUCUGGCGGGUUCCGCUGGGUUCCUUAUGGCGGCGUAUUCCGUGGGUUGUGUGGGCGGUGUGUGUGCGCUUGCCAACGUGCUGGGUCGUGAGGUGUGUGAGCUGGAGCAGCUGUGUAUGUCGGGACGGUGGGAAGAAGCCAGUGCUCUGCAGCGACGCCUCAUAGAGCCCAACACUGCUGUGACCAGGAAGUUUGGCAUUCCCGCUCUCAAGCAGGCGAUGGAGUGGUUUGGUUACCACGGCGGCACCUGUCGCUCUCCUCUUCAACCGCUCUCAGAGGCCGAAUCACAGCAGCUCAGACUGGACUUCUCCACCAACGGCUGGCUCUGAAGGGGACAGGGGGCAGGACUGAGUAGAAGACAGGGGACUGGGCCUCUGCUCCAGGUUGAAGUUGGCAUCAUAGAAUGCGUAGAGGACUUGAUAGUUGAAAGCAAUAAGCAAUCCAGUCCUUUCACCUAUCAGUGGUCAUGCUGCCUUGCUAUAUUCUUGGGACAGACCUCUCCUCUACAAACCUUUCAUCUCCAUGGGAUCACCUGUACAAAUAAAAUACAGAAAUAAACAGACAAAUGAAAAUAAACAGAUUGUUGUAAAGAAAGGAAAA